Molecule: messenger RNA, 1491 nt
Organism: Nicotiana attenuata
Lineage: Eukaryota; Viridiplantae; Streptophyta; Magnoliopsida; Solanales; Solanaceae
Product: plant UBX domain-containing protein 4-like
Exons: 4
Coding region: 119-1294 (391 amino acids)
Biological process (GO): nuclear membrane reassembly; membrane fusion; Golgi organization
Cellular component (GO): cytosol; nucleus
Molecular function (GO): ubiquitin binding
Source: RefSeq, a predicted model, not a curated record
ACUCGAACUCUCCAACUUUGGCUGAAGAAAGGAAUAUAUACCAAACUCUGCCUCUACAUACUAGUACUCUUAGUAGAAGCAGAAGGAGAGAAAGACGAAGAAGCAACAGCAGAAAAAGAUGGAAAAUCAAGCAAAUCUCUCCGCCGAUCCACAAAGAGAAGCACUCGUCAAUACAUUCUGUGAAAUCACUUCUGCUUCAAAACCCGAAGCCCUUUUCUUCCUCGAAAGCCACAACUUCGAUUUGGAUUCCGCCGUCUCCACUUUCUUCGAGAACAAUACUCUCCCCGCCGCCGCCGCUGACGAGGAUUACAACGAUGCCCCUGCUUCCGCCGCCGCUGACCAACGCCGUUCUCCAUCGCGCUCCCGAUCCCCGUCUCCGCCUCGACCUAGAAACCCUCCUACCUCUAGCGGUGCUGCUGCUGCUGCUGCUGGGCGGAGAACUGGUGGAAUUCACACUUUCUCUGAUCUGAAUCGUCGGCCUGUUACUGGUUCUGGUAGUGACUCCGAUGAGCAUCAAGAGUAUUAUACCGGUGGAGAAAAAAGUGGAAUGCUUGUUCAAGAUCCAUCUAAAGCAAAUAAUGUGGAUGCAAUAUUCGAUCAAGCUAGACAAUAUGCAGCUGUUGAAGCACCUCCUGCGUCUUCUGGCUCUAGAAGUUUUUCUGGAACUGCUAGAAGACUUACGGGUGAGACUGUGUCUGCUGCUCCUCAGCCACCUGAGAGUAUUACUCAUGUUAUCACUUUCUGGAUCAAUGGGUUCACUAUAGAUGACGGGCCCUUGCGGAGGUUCGAUGAUCCAGAAAAUGCCUCUUUCUUAGAGAGUAUCCGGAAGUCUGAAUGCCCAAAAGAACUUGAGCCAGAAGAUAGGAGGACAUCUGUGCGAGUUAAUCUGACAAGGAGAGAGGAGGACUGCCCUGUACCAGAGAAGCGUCGUGCUACAUUUCAGGGUGUGGGAAGAACCUUAGGUAGCACCAGCAAUGCUGAACAAGUUGAGUCAAUUGGUGCUGUCUCAUCAUUCACCGUAGCUCCAACCCCAUCAGUGGGCCUAGUUGUUGAUCAAUCGCAGCCGUCAACCUCAAUUCAACUGAGAUUGGCAGAUGGUACACGAAUGGUUUCUCGGUUUAACUUCCAACACACAAUCAGAGAUAUUCGAGGGUUUAUUGAUGCAUCAAGGCCUGGAGGACCAAGGAGUUAUCAACUGCAGACGGUAGGCUUUCCUCCCAAACAACUGUCAGAUCUGGACCAGACAAUAGAGCAAGCCGGCCUAGCCAAUUCAGUUGUAAUCCAGAAACUUUAGCUGGUUACACAUUUUAUGUUAUAUCUGCUGCAGUUACACCAAGAACCGUGCUGAUUUUACCUCUCUACUUAAACUAUAUACACACUCCUAAUCACAAAGUAACUUCCAGGGCUAGCUGAUGUUUUUCUUGGAGCCUACUGAUGAAUUUAUAUUUUGAAGUUGAGAGGCAAUCAGAAAUUUCUUUCUACUUUCCAUUA